Molecule: messenger RNA, 4134 nt
Organism: Plasmodium adleri (nom. inval.)
Lineage: Eukaryota; Apicomplexa; Aconoidasida; Haemosporida; Plasmodiidae
Product: alanine--tRNA ligase
Exons: 1
Coding region: 1-4134 (1377 amino acids)
Biological process (GO): tRNA modification; alanyl-tRNA aminoacylation
Cellular component (GO): cytoplasm; mitochondrion
Molecular function (GO): alanine-tRNA ligase activity; ATP binding; nucleic acid binding
Source: RefSeq, a predicted model, not a curated record
AUGAUUGUUUAUGUCCUUUUCUUUUGGAUUUUCCUUUAUUUUUGUUUAUAUUUCAAUAUUAAAGAAAGCGUUAUAUUAGGAAGUUGUAAGAUUAUAUUAAGAAGGCCGUUUGAAGAAGAAAAGAAGAAAGAUAUAUUUUUUUUUUAUAAUUCUGCAAAGUAUUUAUUAAAAGGAAAGAGAAAUACGUUUGAUUCGUUUCCUUUGUAUUCUAAUAAAAGGGGAAGAAUAAAUUUAUUUAUUAAUAAAGAUAAAAAAAAAAAAAUAAUAAAUAAAAUAAAAAAAAAAAGCAAUAUCAAUAUUAAUAGUAAUAAUAGUAAUAAUAGUAAUUAUAGUAAUUAUUAUUAUUAUUAUUUUUUUAAAAAAAGAGAAUGUGGUGAACCAUUUUUUUCUUUUUAUUCCUAUCAAAAUAUUUUAACUUUACAUAAUAAUAAAAUAUUAAAAGAUCAAGAAAAUAAUUAUGUCUUGUUAGAUUUAUAUAAGAAUAUAAAAAAAGAGUAUAAAAAGGAAAAAAAUAAAAAAAAAAGGGAAUAUUAUUAUAAUUAUAAUAAGUUUAUGUAUUUAAACAGUAUAAAAGGAAAAGAUAUUUUUAUCAAGUUAAAUAAAAUUAAUAAUAAGAGUUAUUUUUAUAAAUAUUUACAGAAAUCAAAUAAAUGUAUUAACACAUAUAUAUAUUGUAAUUCACAUAAUUUUCAUAAAUCUAAUUAUUUUUUAAAAAACUUUGAUCUUAAACAACUAUUUAUAAAAAAUAAAAAAAAAGAUAACUUUUGUUUUAGUGUCCAUUUAGGAAAGGAUAAAAAUAUCAACUUGGAUAAUUUGAAGAAAGAGUACAAUAAAAGUUGUAACACUAGAACAAACGUUAAAGGUAACACUGACAAUAAUAUAAAUAGUAAUAGUAUUAGUAGUAGUAGUUAUUAUUGUUGUGUUAAUAUGGAUAUGAAUGAUAAAGUAAAUAAUACAAAUAAUUGGAAUAAGACAAAGGAAGAUAAAAAUGAUAAUGUUAAAAAUACAUUAUGUUCAUCAAACCAUGAAGAAGAAAAAAAUAAAAAAAAAUAUAUGAGUUCAGAAGAAGUGAGAAAUAAUUUUAUUAAUUAUUUUUCUAAAAAAAAUCAUACUAUUAUUGAAAGUUCUUCUGUUGUUCCAUAUAAUGAUAAUACAUUAUUAUUUACCAAUGCAGGUAUGAAUCAAUUUAAGAAGAUAUUUUUAGGUAAUGCUGAUAAGAAUAGUGAUUUAGGAAAAUUAAAAAGAGCAGUAGAUACACAAAAAUGUAUAAGAGCAGGUGGAAAACAUAAUGAUUUGGAUGAUGUAGGAAAAGAUGUAUAUCAUCAUACAUUUUUUGAGAUGUUAGGAAAUUGGAGUUUUGGUGAUUAUUUUAAAGAAGAAAGUAUAUCAUUUGCAUGGGAUUUAUUAAUUAAUGUUUAUAAAAUAGAUCCUGAUAGAUUAUAUGUUACAUAUUUUGGUGGAGAUGAAAAUUUAUCUAGUUGUCCAGCAGAUUAUGAAACAAAAAAAAUAUGGAUGAAAUAUAUUAGUGAAGAUCGUAUAUUACCAUUUGGAUUAAAAGAGAAUUUUUGGGAAAUGGCAGAAACAGGACCUUGUGGGCCAUGUUCAGAAAUACAUUAUGAUCGUAUAGGUAAUAGAGAUGCAUCUAGAUUAGUUAAUAAAGAUGAUCCCAGUGUACUUGAAAUAUGGAAUAUUGUUUUUAUGCAAUAUAAUAAAGAUGAAAAUAAAAAUAUGAAUAAGUUACCAUUUCCUUGUAUCGAUACAGGUAUGGGUUUAGAACGUAUUACUUCAAUUUUACAAAAUGUAGAUAGUAAUUAUGAUACUGAUCUUUUUCAACCUAUAUUUAAACAAAUUAAAGAAUUAUUUCCAUAUUUACCUAAUUAUCAAGGCAAAAUUAAUGAACAAGAUCUUGAUAAAAUUGAUACGGCUUAUAGAGUUAUUAGUGAUCAUAUCAGAUGUGUUACAAUAGCUAUUAGUGAUGGAUGCUUACCAAGUAAUGAAGGCAGAAAUUAUGUUAUAAGAAGAAUAAUUAGAAGAGCUAUCAGAUUUGGAAAACAAGUUUUUAAUAUUAAAAGUAAUGUUUUGUGGUUUUAUAAACUAGUCGAUUCAGUUUCUUUUAUUUUAGGUAAUACAUUUAAAGAUUUACAAAAUGUUGAAAAAAUCAAUUUUAUUAAAAAUACUAUUAAACAAGAAGAAAUGGUAUUUAAUAAAACAUUAGAAAAAGGGGUAGAACAAUUUCAUAAAAUUAUUAAGAAAAAUACAAAAAAUAAUAUAUUCAGUGGAAAAGAUGCAUUCGAUUUAUAUACCUCUUUUGGAUUCCCAAUAGAUUUAAUACAAAUCAUGUGUGAAGAAAAAUCAUUCAAUUUGAAUCUUCAAGAAUUUAAUGAUUUAUUUAAAAAACAUCAACUUGUAUCUGAUACCAAUAAUUUUAAAUUAAACAAAUUCUUUGAUAUUCCUGUAGAAAAAUCACAUGAAUUAAAAAAUGUUCAUAAUAUUAAACCAACACUUGAUCAUUUCAAAUAUGACUGGAAUAAUAAUUGUACAAAUGAUGGUGACAAUAAAAAUAUAAAAUUUGAAACAUAUCUUCAAGUUAUUUAUGAUGGAAAUAAUUUCUUAGAUAACUUUACUUUACCAUCUAAUAAUGACAAACAAGAUUGUGAAGAACAACAAACAGUUGAUGAAAAAAACAAAAAAUAUGCACUCAUAUUAAAAGAAACUAAUUUUUAUUAUGAAAAUGGAGGACAAAUAUACGAUACUGGUAUUAUCCAAAAUGACAAUAUGAUAUUUCAAGUUUUAAAUGUUCAAAAAAUUAAUGAAUAUGUAUUACAUAUAGGUAUAUUUCUCAAAGGAUAUGUAAGCAAAAAUGAUAAGGUUCAAACUGUUGUAGAUUUUGAUAGAAGAAAAUUGGUUGCAUGUAACCAUACUGCAACACAUAUGCUUAAUUUCAUGUUGAGAAAAGUAUUAACUGAAAAGUAUACAAACAAUGCAAAAUCAUCUAAAAAUUGUGAAGGAAAUAAUGAGAAGCAUGAAAUGACUGAUAAUAACACCGAUGGUAACAAUGAUAAUAAUAAUAAUGAUGAUAAUAAUGAUGGUAACAAGGAAGAAAAGGGAUUUUCUAUUUUUACUUGUGAACAAAAAGGUUCCUUAGUAGAUGAUGAAAAACUACGUUUCGAUUUUUCAUUUAUCGAAAAUAUUAACAUAGAUGCUAUUACCAAAAUAGAAAACGAAAUUAACAAAUUAAUUAACGAAGAAUUAAAUGUUACGGUCAAAACGAUGGAUUUAGAAGAAAGCAAAAAAAUUAAAGGAAUCAGAGCAAUUUUUGAAGAAGAUUAUGCCGAUAAAGUUAAUGUUGUUUUUAUUAAUAAAGAUGUGAAUAAUAUAUUAAACAAUAUGGAUAUGGAUUAUACAUAUCUACAUUCAAUUGAAUUAUGUGGUGGUACACAUAUUGGAAAUACAAAAUUAAUAAAAAAAUUUAUUAUUACAUCUGAAGAAAGUAUUGGAAAGGGAAUCUAUAGAAUUACUGCUGUUACGAAUAAAAAGGCUGAUGAAAUUGAAAAAACCUUUAAUGACUUAUAUGAUAAAUAUAAACAUGUUCUUCAAGAACCAAAUGAAAAUAAAUUAACAGAUGUACAAAACUAUAAGAGAACAUUAAAAGAAAAUAAAUUCUUACCAUAUAUUAAAAAACAUCAUAUUUUACAAGAGUUAGAACAAAUUGAAAAAACUAUUGUUGAAAAAACGAAAAAUAUGCAAAAGGAAUUGUUCAAUAAAGCAACUAAUAUAGGAAAGGACUAUGCAUUACAAGACAAAAAUAACACCCUAUUAGAUAUCAAAUUCUUUGAUGAAAUAAAGGGGAAUCAAAAGGUUUUGGAAAAGAUUGUUCAAUCAUAUUCCAAAAAUAAUAAAAAUUUGAGUUAUUUCUUUAUUAUUAUUGAUGAAAAUAAUACUUAUUGUGUUUUGGAGGUCAAGGAUGCCUUGAAAACUAAAAAUGUGCAAGCCGAUUUAUUUAUGAAGGAAAUUAUGAAAUCUGUGCUCGGGCAUUCAGGAGGAAGUAAAAACAAGGCAUUUGGAUCAGUGGAGAAGGAUAAAGGAAAUGUUAUCAAGGAGCUUGCCGAACAAAUGUUAAAAAAAUAUGAAUAA